CAGAUCAGAUCAGGCCUGAUACUGUAAGUCAGCUCCAUAGAGGGGACACUGGUGGGGGCACUACAGAACAUAAGCAGUCUUUGGCACAGAGAGUGAGAGACACAGUGGGGUGAGGGAGCGAGGGAGGGAGGAGAGAAUUCAUGCUGUGUUAGCAUCCCCUCAGCAACUCCAUCAAUACUGCAUGCAGCUGAGAAACUGGCAGAGGUCUUCUGUGCUGCAUUUGCAGCCUUCAGCCAACGAAAGAGAGCAACUCCCACGACUGGUCUGUUCAGUGUGCUGCUGCUGCUGAAGGAGGAAGAGGAGGAGGCGGAGGAGGAGGAGGCUCACAGUCUUUACUGCAUCAGGAGGCAACAGAGCAGAGGAGAAGAGAUUGUUUGGAGGAGGAGGCUACAGAGGGAUAUGCAGCCUUGGAAUACUCCAGUGGACAGAAUCCAUCUCAGAGGGACAGGACUGUGAGGACCCUGACUUGAUGACAAGCUGCCACGGUCCCAGGACUGAUCUGAACAUUAGAGGGAGUUUGGUGUGUUCUGAGUUUGACUGCAUCUCCUCCAUGUUCACUGAUCAUGUGGGGGAGCUGACGUGUGUGAUGGCAACCUCGGACCAGCAGCAUCUCAUACACGCGGUUCUGUGUUAUCGUGACUUUCCUACCCUGAAGCCAACCCUCAGGAUUUGACCGUACCUCCCCAACCUUCCCUCCUCUCUCUGUGCCCUCUUCGGUGUCCGUCGACCCUGGGCCCACCAUGGGAGGAUGCUUCUCCAAACCCAAACCAGUUGACGUUAAAGUGGAGCUCUCUCUUCUGGACAAAGAAAAGGAAGUGGACGGACUGUCACCCAAUGGAAAAGCGAGUCCUUUCGCCGACUGCAGACCUAACGGGGCUCUUGGACAUGGUUCUGAUGACGACUCCACCCCACUCCCCCCCUACCACAAACCAAGGGACUAUGUAGAGGCCUCAGUCUGUCACGUUAAAGAUCUGGAAAAUGGACAAAUGAGAGAGGUGGACCUGGGCGGUGGCAGGGCGCUGUUGAUCAAAGAACAUGGAGAGUUCUCAGCUCUGGCUCACAAAUGUCCCCACUAUGGAGCUCCUCUUGUCAAAGGUGUGCUGUCAAAGGGACAUGUGCGCUGUCCCUGGCACGGUGCAUGUUUCAACAUUGCCACAGGAGACAUCGAAGACUUCCCUGGACUGGACAGCCUGCCAACAUUCCAGGUUAGAGUUGAAAAGGACAAGGUGAUCAUCCGUGCAAACAAGCAGGCUCUUCAGUCACAAAAGAGGUCGAAGCCCAUGUCUCGAUGUUCAGCAGUCAUUAACUCCAGCACUGGCUUCAGUCACAUUCUCAUCAUUGGCUCAGGUCCUGCAGGUCUAGUCUGUGCUGAGACACUUAGGCAAGAGGGGUUCACUGAUCGCAUAGUCCUAUGCACCAUGGACAGACAUCCUCCAUAUGACAGGACUAAACUGAGUAAGUCCCUAGACAACACAGCGGAGCAGCUGAGACUGCGCUCCUUGGAGUUUCUGCAGGACUAUGACAUUGAACUGCUCACAGAGAAGGAGGCCAUGGCUGUAGAUGUGAAAACACGAUCUGUGACAUUUGAAGAUGGACUCAGGAUGGAGUACAGGAGACUUUUUAUUGCUACAGGAAGCAGACCCAAACCCAUGAGCUUCAAGGGCAAAGAUGUCAGGAACGUGUUUCACCUCAGAACACCCGAAGAUGCUAACAGCAUAGGCAGGCUGGCUAACAACAAGAACGCUGUCAUCGUGGGAACUUCUUUUGUUGGUAUGGAAGUGGCUGCAGCUCUGACUGACAAGGCCCAUUCUGUCUCUGUCAUAGGGAUCGAGUCAGUUCCCUUCAAAAAAGCUCUCGGGGAAAGCCAUAAUGAAGGUAUGAUGCAGCUGUUUGAAGCCAACAGGGUGAAGUUCUACAUGAUGAACGAGGUGUCAGAGAUGAUCGGUCAUCAUGGACAGCUUAAAGAGGUGGUACUGAAGAGUGGAAAAGUACUACGGGCAGACGUGUGUGUCAUUGGAGCAGGAAGUGUUCCCUCCACAGGCUUCUUGAAGCAGAGCGGCCUCCACAUGGACUCCAAGGGCUUCAUUACUGUCAACAAGAUGAUGCAGACUAAUGUGGAGGGGGUAUAUGCUGGUGGAGAUGUAGUGAUGUUUCCUUUUCCACCACGCAACAACAAGAAGGUGAACAUUCCUCACUGGCAGAUGGCUCAUGUCCAUGGGAGAGUGGCAGCUCUCAGCAUGAUCGGCCAAGCCACCGAGAUGAAAACUGUGCCUUACUUCUGGUCAGCCAUGUUUGGGAAGACGAUCCGAUACGCAGGUUAUGGUGAUGGAUUUGAUGAUGUCAUCAUACAAGGAGAUCUGGAUGAACUCAGAUUUGUAGCAUUUUAUACCAAGAGUGAGGAGGUGGUCGCUGUUGCCAGUAUGAACUAUGAUCCUAUUGUGUCCCGUGUGGCAGAAGUCUUAGGAUCUGGAAAGACGAUUAAGAAACGAGAUGUGGAAACUGGGGAUAUUUCUUGGUUGAUCGACAAAGGCUCACAGUGAUUUACAUCUGAAGAAAGGACGCCUUCCUCCCCUACUGCACACCUCAAUAUGGACACUUAUGGUGCUGAGACACUGAGCAGCUAAACCAGUUUGAACACACGCAAACACACACACAGAGAGUCUAGGGACAGGACAGUGUUUGCACUGACGACAACGCUGAGACUCCUUAGAGAAAUUAUACUAUGACAAGCGUAGCCAUACCUGAACACACUGACGUCAUGUGUCAUGACACAGCAAUACUGGUCUGAGUCUCUGUGCUUCUGUGAGCUGGAUCUACCUGUACACUUUGUUAAUAAGAAACCAGGGACAGACGUUGACAUUACUAUACAAACAACAUUGUAUAUAGCUAUAAUCCUGAAUGUGCUGUAAACAGAAGCAUACAGUAGGAAUUUUCCCAGGUUUUUAAAUGACACAUUUGGUCCAGGGCUCUUACAUUAUCUGCAUGUUAGGAGAACAAUGGAAAUUUGACAUUAACAACAGCGAUUCCCAGAAAAGAUGAAACAUUCCCUUAAAAACUUGAAGUCGAUAGUUAGGACUUUACAGUAAUUUAACAGACAGAACAGAAAGUUUUGCAACAUCAGCCAAGAAAUUGUAUUGUGUUUGCGCUUGACUGGUCAGCCUGCAGUCUGAGUCUGUCCUCUGUUAAAGGUCUGCUUCUUUAUGAAGAGGACCAAUGACAGUGGUGACUCAAGAUGGCUGUAAUAUUUUACUUCACUUACUUUGUUAUGAUUAGAAAUCAGUAAAAAAAAAAAAAUUAUAUUUUUUUCUCUGUCCUUUUGCCAUGAAAUAAAUGUUUUAGUCCAUAAUCAGAGUUAACAUUUUAAUAAUUACUGCAUGUUUAAAACUGCACCAUUUUUUAAAUUAUGGUUUAUUAAUGAAGCAUCAUCAACCAGACAAACAGCAGAAACCUACAGUAGCUGCAGCUUUGAAUGAACCAGUACAACAAACUGGCCACUGUACAUUUGACAUCUUCUUAUGGGUUGCUCGAUUGCACAAAUAGAAAUCCCUAUCCUACUUUAAUUAUCAACUAAUGUUUGGUCAAUAGAUUUGUGCAUUUUAUCGCAGAUUUUUCUCUUUAAAAAAAAGAAUAACAACACAAAAAAACAAACAAAAAAAAAAACACCACCUCCAGAGACCUUUAGUUUGUACUAACUCAGGGAACUGAGGUUUGUGGCUUGUACAGGGGUUGCUGCUCCUUUUUGUAAGCAGAAAUGACAAUAUUGCUUUCACAUUCAUUUCUUUUAAUGAUUGUUUCAUUAUUAUGAAACAUUCCCUUUGUGUGAAGGGUUUAAGCCAAGGUUGAGUUUGCAUCCUGGUAUACUGGUGAAACCAAAACAUUUGAGGUCUGACACUGUUUAAAAAAUAGAAGUCAUUGUUUUCUUCCCCAUCUAUUAUGGCAUUUUUAUAACAAAACUUUGAAAUAAAAAGUCUUCCACCAAUAAUCAUUCGCUGUUAUAUGAAAUCUAUGAAUCUUGAUGAACCCUACAUGUGGAAUACCUGCACCCAUCUCAGCUUAAUCCUACCUCCAUCCACCCAUCCACCCAUCCAUGACUCUUCUCUGGAGUCUUCCACUCUCUUCUGCCUGGCAGCUCCAUCUUUGGCAUUCAUGUCUAGUGAUAUAUUCAGUGUCUGUCUUCAGCCCAUGUCCAAACUACCUCCAUAUUCCUAACUCUUCAUCGUCGCAGGUCUCACUGCCGUUCUUCUAAACCUUUUUCACUUGAUGCCACACAUGCUGACCCAUCCAAGUAAUUAAACCAAUGUGGUUUUCAGACUCCACAUCUCACAUCUUAAUUUUUUUCUCUUCCUUUCUUUCCUCAAAACACAUGCAUGUACACUAAGGUAAAGUUGUAUCAAACAAAAACAGAACAGUUGCAUCAAAGUAGAAUUGUUUAAUGCUAAUUUUUAGUGAGGUGACAGAUUUUUCCCCCCAUACAAUUCCACACUGAAGUUCUAAACAGUUCAGUACAGGUCACACAAAUUCAAAAUGAUUUCAAACUUUUUGAAAAUAUUGCUCAGUAUCACACACUUCUCUCACUUAUUGAUAAAUGUCUAAUUUCAUUAAAACAAGGGAAACAAAGAAGACACAUACAUAUAGAAUCUCAAA
Messenger RNA from Cynoglossus semilaevis (tongue sole), 4644 nucleotides. It is a transcript of the gene aifm3, whose product is annotated as AIF family member 3. Gene Ontology annotation, cellular component: cytoplasm; mitochondrion. Lineage: Eukaryota; Metazoa; Chordata; Actinopteri; Pleuronectiformes; Cynoglossidae. The transcript has 20 exons. The coding region runs from base 741 to 2540 and encodes 599 amino acids. Gene Ontology annotation, biological process: execution phase of apoptosis. Gene Ontology annotation, molecular function: oxidoreductase activity, acting on NAD(P)H; 2 iron, 2 sulfur cluster binding. The record is from RefSeq and is a predicted model, not a curated record.